AUGAAGACGGGUCUCACUCCGUUGGUACUGUGUGCAGCUCUGUUGAUCUCGUCAGCGGCGGCAGGUGGGGAGACCAAGACCGGCGUGGGAGCGUCGAAAACGUCAACGGGUCUGGACACAGGAGACGCGUACCUGGGCGCGGUGGACGCGAACCAGAAGAACAGUUACGAUUUCAAAUAUGUUAACAAGGAUAGCGAUACGUCUGAGCGUGAUGGAACUCUCGGUGACUCAGUCGUCGCCGGUAAGGAAACAGACGCCUCGGCAUCGCCGGGUGUUGUGACGUUGUCCCCCGAAUUGAAGAAGGAAGCGGGUAUUGACAAGGGAGCGAUGAGCACCGCCGCGAGCGCUGCUACGGGUACAUCCGUCGAACAGGGUGUCACUGGAAGCACCUCUGGUCCUCAGCUGACCCCAGCGACGAAAUCGGACGGUGAUCCCAAGGCCACGAAAGGAGGAUCGGCACCGACGCCGGCACCAGCACCAGCACCAACCCCGGCACCGGCACCGGCACCGACACCGGCGAGCACCCCGGCAAGUGACGAAACCGAUGCGUCGAAGGAAACCGAGGAAUCGUCGGACGCCCCUCCGUCAACGCCGGCGACACCAACUUCGGGCGGUGAGCAGUCGAAAUCGAAGGACACUCAGGAGUGGACGAACGCUCCUCAAUCGACGCCAGCGAGCACUCCAGCUACCGAUGACGACCAAUCCGGCGAUGACGACCAGUCCGGGGAUGAUGAACAGUCCAAGUCAACGGACACCCAGGAAUGGACAAAUGCUCCGCAGUCGACGCCAGCGAGCACCCCAACUACAGACGACGAUCAAUCAGGAGAUGAUGAGGAAUCAAGCGAUGCCUCGGAGUCAUCGGACACUCCGCAGUCGACCCCAGCGGCCACUCCUACGACCGACUCGUCGCAGUCAAAUAACCAGUGGACACCUGCUCCGAACCAAUCGAACAACCAGCAACCUACUCAGGCUCCUAACAACGAGGCACCACAGCCGACUCAGCCCCCUCAAGCUUCAAACAACGAAGCACCCCAGCCAACCCAACCCCCUCAAGCCUCAAACAAUGAAGCACCACAGCCGGCACAGCCUGGUCAGAAUUCGCACUGGCAGGGUAAAUGGGGAGACAACUCGCAAACUCCCGCCAAUAACGGAAGCCAGAACUCGAACGGGCAAGGCGGCUGGGGGUCUGCCACUCAGACCCAGCCUACGCCUGCUCCAUCGACGCCCUCCGACUCAAGCCAGGAGUCGAACCGCGAUUCUCCUGUUCCUACUGAACCUACUUCCUACGCGAGUACACCUGCCACAGCUCCGUCUCCUCCUGUAUCGAACUGUAAGGUUCGCCGCGCGAGGCACUGA
Phytophthora nicotianae INRA-310 is the source of this 1356-nucleotide messenger RNA. RefSeq lists its product as hypothetical. The transcript has a single exon. Lineage: Eukaryota; Oomycota; Peronosporomycetes; Peronosporales; Peronosporaceae. The record is from RefSeq and is a predicted model, not a curated record. Bases 1 to 1356 code for a protein of 451 amino acids.